Messenger RNA from Scylla paramamosain (green mud crab), 1400 nucleotides. Its product is annotated as arrestin homolog. The record is from RefSeq and is a predicted model, not a curated record. Bases 103 to 1245 code for a protein of 380 amino acids. Gene Ontology annotation, biological process: signal transduction; G protein-coupled receptor internalization. NCBI's taxonomy places the organism in Eukaryota, Metazoa, Arthropoda, Malacostraca, Decapoda, Portunidae. Gene Ontology annotation, molecular function: G protein-coupled receptor binding. Gene Ontology annotation, cellular component: cytoplasm. The transcript has 3 exons.
GCAACUGGUACAAAAGGCAGGAGAAUCCUCUGCUCCCUAUCAGCUUCACACGGAGACUGACACUUACCACUUCGCUCCCUCCGAGCCAACUCAUCGACUCCCAUGGUUAACGCCGUCAAGGUCUUCAAGAAGACUGCACCUAAUGGUAAGGUCACAGCGUACCUAAGUCGGCGUGACUUCGUCGACCACGUCAGCCACACCUCCCCUGUGGAUGGUGUGGUGGUGGUCGACAAUGACUAUCUCCGAGGCAGGAGGGUGUACGCCCGCGUGGCGGUCACCUACCGCUACGGACGAGAGGAGGAUGAGGUGAUGGGACUUCACUUCAGCAAGGAGCUCGAGCUUGUCAACACUCAGAUCGCCCCUAACGAUGGAAAAGCCGAAAUCAGUGAUGUUCAGGAACGACUCCUUAAUAAGUUGGGUUCCAACGCCUAUGCCUUCAGUGUGGCUCUGCCUGAGAGCGCUCCCUGUUCCGUCACUAUUGACAGUGGGGAUGAUUCAUCGACCCAGCCCCUUGGUGUGAUCUAUGACCUUCGGCUGUACGUGUCCGACCGCAAGGAUGAACGUCCUCACCGGCGUAAUUCCGUUUGCUUUUCCGUCCGUAAGGUUCAAUAUGCCAACCCACAGGGUUCCAACCGUCAGCCCCAAACCCUCGUGAGUAAGAGCUUCACUCUCUCUCCCGGUAAGCUGAACCUCGAGGUCUGCCUUGAGCGUGACCUCUACUUCCACGGGCAACAAGUGCCGGUUACUCUCAACAUCAACAACGCCUCCAAGAAGACGGUCAAAAGCGUGAAGGCCCAAGUGGUCCAGCACGUGGAGGUCACCAUGACCAACAGCCACUUCAGCAGAGUGGUGUCUUCUCUGGAGUCUCGCGAGGGAUGUCCCGUUACACCCGGUGCUAACCUCACCAAGACCUUCUCCCUCACCCCUCUCGCUUCUACAAACCAGAAGCGCUUUGGCAUUGCCCUCGACGGCCAGGUCAAGGAUCAGGAUGCCAAUUUGGCGUCUUCCACCGUGGUGGCGGCUGGUAAGAAUCCCAACGAUGCCUUAGGUAUCAUCGUGUCUUAUUCUCUCCGUGUGAAGCUGAACUGCGGCGCCAUUGCCGGAGAAUUAGUUGCUGACCUUCCCUUCAAGCUGAUGCACCCUGAUCCAACCCAGAAACCUUCCCUCCGCAAGAUUCAGUCCAGCGAUAUGGAUAUCGAAGAAUUCUCGCGUCUCCGACGCGGAGAGUCCGUCGCUGAUGACUAGACAUGCAGCGGAAUACUUACCUUUUCCUGAACAUUUAAUCACAAUUUCUUUAAUUUCACGUUAAGUUUUGCCUUUUUUUUCAGUUCACCUGCAUUUUUUUUUUUUUUUGUAUGUUGAAAAUCUAUCUUUAUUUAAUAAAAUUGGCUACCCCCCCA